Messenger RNA from Ixodes scapularis (black-legged tick), 1051 nucleotides. RefSeq names its product ribosomal RNA processing protein 36 homolog. Bases 101 to 1018 code for a protein of 305 amino acids. Gene Ontology annotation, cellular component: 90S preribosome; nucleolus. The record is from RefSeq and is a predicted model, not a curated record. Gene Ontology annotation, biological process: maturation of SSU-rRNA from tricistronic rRNA transcript (SSU-rRNA, 5.8S rRNA, LSU-rRNA). NCBI's taxonomy places the organism in Eukaryota, Metazoa, Arthropoda, Arachnida, Ixodida, Ixodidae. The transcript is spliced from 8 exons.
GGCCAACAUGGCGUUCUCCAUGAUUCGCGGCGCAUACAAGUCGUUGUACGUAAAAACGUGACUGAAUUCUACGAGUUGUGGAUAAUUUGAGUCGACGAAAAUGAUGCGGAAGAAGGGAAAAGUGAAGGCGGACGCUGGCAGCAAGCGUGGAGUUGUGCAGACUGUAAUAACCACGAAAACGAAGCCGCCGAAACGCGUGAAAGCUAAGGAGGCUGCCCAACCUUCUGCUAGCGAAGACGAAGAGUUCGCUGAUGCCGAGCCUACUGUGGACUUUUCUCAUCGAAGUGAUGCUGACGGGGCUGACAAUGAACUAAAUUCAGAAGCAAGCGAAGCUUCUGGUGACGAUGACUUCGAGUUGGAAGACAAACCUGAGGGCGAGAUUAGGAACGAUCUUGCCUCUAUGUCAUUUGAAGAGCUUCACGCGCUCAAAGAGAAGAUCGGCCUCAAAAUGUACAAAGAAGCCGUCUUUGGGGUGGACCGCAAGAAGUCCAAGAAAAAUUUCAAGCGAGACAACAAAAAUAGGCCGAGAGAACAGUCAGCAAAGCAUCAGGUCCCAGUGUACAGAGAAGUCUUCCAAGUCAAGAAGAAGGUUCAUCAAGAUCCGCGGUUCAGUUCUAGGGCCGGCGACUUCGACGAGCGAGUAUUUAGAGAAACUUAUUCCUUUGUGCAAGACAUCAAAGCCAAGGAGAGAGAAGAGCUGGCCGAAAUGAUCCGCAACGAGAAAGAUCCGAGCCGUCGAAAGACGCUCAGGGGCCUGCUCCAGAAAAUGCAAAACCAAGAGGCCAGUGAGAGAAUCAAGAGCAAGAAGGUGGAACUGGAGAAGCAGUACCACAAGUUCCUCGUGGGCCACAAGGGCGACAACAAGCCCUUGUACCUCAACAAGACCGAGAAGCGCAAGAUUGAGCUUGCCGAGAGGUUCAAGGAACUGAAGAAGGCUGGCAAGUUGGAGAAGUACUUGGAGAAAAAACGAAAGAAGAAUGUCAGAAAAGAGCGCAAACUUUUGCCGGCACUUGGUUGAGACUGACAGCAAUAAAAUGUACAUUAUGUUGAA